UUACUCCACUCCUAUUUGUAGACCAUGUUUUACUUCAGCAAGCAGGAAUUUGUGGCUUAAAACAUCCUACGUCUUCCCAUUUACGCAUUCCGGGAAACUUUGUCUAUAUCAGCUAAGAAAUAUCGUAGUAAUAAAAUAUAACAAAGAAAGUCUUCGGGGUUUACGUUUGGUCAACAUGAUGAACUCCAUGCUUCUGUGCUUUAUUACGUUCUUACUACCUACAUGGACUUCAGCCAGGCUGGAGCAGUGCACGUGCAGUGCUUAUAUGCUGAAAGGAAAGGGUGUUCGUGAAGAAAACUUUGUAACCACUCGUGAUUACGUCCUACCAGGGCAAUCAUGUGAUAAAGCGGGAGACGAGUAUUGCAAAAUAUUUUGUCUUAAAAAGUUCUACAGAAAAACUGGUGGAGGAGAUCUUGAUUUUGUGCCACCUGGAUAUAAAGGCAGGAGCAUCGGGGAAAUAUCCUGCAUCGGGAUUGGCCGAGAUGUGACCAAUGAAAGAAUGGGAGUCUUUAGCAAAGCUUGCAAGAAAGGAGAUUUCUUAGACACAGGUUUCCUCUCAAAGCAAAAUUUAUGUUGUAAAGGCAAAAAGUACAUUAGAUGUUAAUAGAAAUAACUUCGAAAAUGAUAUACAUAUUUGUGCUCCCUUCCAUUCAAUUAGAACUUAUACUGCUAAGUCAUGAUAUAACUUCUUUAACUCCAUGUUAACUUUUAGAUUUUUUACAGCGUGUAUACAAUGUAUAGUAUUUUAGUGAAAUGUUGUGUUCUCAGUGAAUUUUUCCAUUAUUUUCUUCUGUAUGUUGCGUGCUUGAAUAAAAUAGUUUCAUUGUGUUGGUUUAAAA
Limulus polyphemus (Atlantic horseshoe crab) is the source of this 839-nucleotide messenger RNA. RefSeq lists its product as uncharacterized. Lineage: Eukaryota; Metazoa; Arthropoda; Merostomata; Xiphosura; Limulidae. The transcript is spliced from 3 exons. The record is from RefSeq and is a predicted model, not a curated record. The coding region runs from base 176 to 604 and encodes 142 amino acids.